AGCCUUUCGCGAAGACGUCGGAGAUUUUUUUUCUUGAAAAUUUGCCUUGACCCUAUAUGAUUCAUAUGAUUGAAUUCGAAACUGAAGAAUUUUUAGAAGUAAAUAUUUGUAAAUAAUGGCUGAUGAUGAAGCAGCGCGUCGAAGAGAAAUUAGAAGACGGAAAAUAUUGGAAGGAUCUGAAGCUAGAUUGAAAAGAAUAACUAGUACAAUUUCCUCUAAAUCUACAGGUGAACAUGUUCUUGAGGAGCACAAUGAAAAACAAACAAAGGCAAAUCAGAAUUUUGAAAUAGAUCAGUAUCAUAGUUCUGAACAUGACAUUAAUGACUCUCUAACUAAUGCUGAUGAUGAUUUUUCAAGUGAGCAACUCUCCCAUCUGAAUCAUGAAAGUUUUGAGACAUUCAAUGAACAGUUUUUUGUUGAUGACCUUUCUACUGUCAAUGGAAAUUUUUCUCGAGCUGGGAGUUCUGAGAAUUACACAUUCCCAAAGAAAGUAUCUGAUGCUGAGUCUCGUUCCUUCAGAAGGACGAGAGGUGAUGCUCGGCGUAAUAGUACCUGCACCCAAAUGAUGAUGGAGACUUUCCAGUUUUCUACUUUAAGUCUCAACCUUCUUCGUCCUUGGAUAAUAUGUCUGGGGGCUUUCAUAUUGAGAAUUUAUUUACUUAUAACACAUGUACUACCUUGCUGUGAGACAAUAUAUCUCCCAUUAAUAAUGCUUGAAUUAGCAUUUUUGGCUUGGUCACAAUUAGAAUCACAGAUGUUUAGCAAGCCUGUGGAAGGUUCUCUCAUCUCUGGUAUUUUACUGCUUUGUGGGAUCAAAGAGAGACUAAUAUCUAGAAUCAUUGCAGUCUGGAAUUUUGUAAAUUGCAUUGUCUUAGAUUUUGCUAUUUUUACUUUCCUUUUUGUAUUUACUCACUAUGUUUGUGAAGUAUCUAUGUAAGUGAAAAAUAACGUUUCACCACACACAAUUAUAAAGUUUGUAUUUACUGUUA
Molecule: messenger RNA, 989 nt
Organism: Parasteatoda tepidariorum (common house spider)
Lineage: Eukaryota; Metazoa; Arthropoda; Arachnida; Araneae; Theridiidae
Biological process (GO): tail-anchored membrane protein insertion into ER membrane
Cellular component (GO): GET complex
Source: RefSeq, a predicted model, not a curated record